Molecule: messenger RNA, 1261 nt
Organism: Mya arenaria
Lineage: Eukaryota; Metazoa; Mollusca; Bivalvia; Myida; Myidae
Exons: 1
Coding region: 78-698 (206 amino acids)
Source: RefSeq, a predicted model, not a curated record
AUAUUGUUUGAAGACACAUCAAAUUAACAUUAAGGUUUAUUUAUGUAUGUUUUUUACAAAUUCUGUAUUUAAUUGAAAUGAUUUUCUUUCAGGUACCACCACCACCACCUAAUAUAACUGCCAUCAAAGCCAGAAGAGGAAGAGGCCAUGAUAUCUCCACAGACAAGGAAGCCCAUGAUGAACCACAGUCUUCAGCAAGCUGUUACACAUCUAUCACAUUAGAGAACUCAGUGAUAAAGGGGUACCAUGUGUACAAGAUAAAACCCCCAAUAACUGACCCUGUGACAAAGCUUGUUGUAGAUAGGGAAUAUACCAACAUCAAGGAUAAAGAUGCAUGCCUUGUGUGGAUUCCUGGACUUUCUGAGUUUGAUGUCACUUUACAUGACAUGGUAACCGAUGAUAAAAGACAGCUGAAGUUGUCAGAUAUAGCUGCACUUCCAAUUGGCCACGUACCACGCAUUCUUGCAAGUUGUUUUUACAAUGUACUUGAUUUGGGUGGACACGUGUGUGCCAUCAUGACCGGUGAACCGACGCCCAGUUUCCCACCGUGGCCUGCUCCAUCUGAGAGUGGUGGUGGCGUUGUGAUUCCAUGUAAAUAUGUACUUACAGCAGAAGAUGAAGUGAACACUAUACAAAUGUUAAGAGAAACACUCAAAAAGAUGCCCGAAGGUUAUGUGAUGAAAAUAGUUGUUAAUUGACAUUGAUAUACUUGUUAUUGCCAUGAAAAUAAGGUGGACUAAAACUGAUAUAUAAAGUAAUCAGUUAAUUCAUAUGUCUUGUAUUUAGAAUUUAAUUGGCAUAGUUUUGUUUUCAACAAAUCUAGUGAUAAUUCGUUGCUCAUUAUUUCUCACCUGCAAUAGAACUGCUUGAUGUUAUUGAUCAAAGAAUCUCCAAAUUACAAUUUUGAUUGUAAUAAGUACUUUAUAUGGGUUGUGGUUUUGUUUAGUUGUUCAAUGUUUUAUACUCAAAGUAGCUUGAAUUUUGAUUCAAAUUGUUGCAUCUUGCCAUCAAUCUUGUUCACUCCAGUUUUUGUGAUGUCUGUGUAUUUUGUUCAGGUUUAAGAAAUAGAUUUACCUCAUACUAUUUCUAACAGCUUUUAACCUAUUACCUCAUAUCAUUGCAUAGGAUGAUAGGUUAGUACCAUAAUAUCAACACCUAGCUCAGGCUAGCUGGUCAAAAUUUCUAGUCAACUUGUUAUGUGUUUAUAUAUAUUUGUUCAUAUUUUACUUUAUAAAAUGUCUGUGAUUUAAUUCUUGAUUAU